GAAAUUUGAACCCACAAAUUAUGGUUUGAAAACUGACAAAGAGAAAGUUAUAACCGUCCAGUAAUCUCCCGCCAUUUUUGGUGGUGACCGUUUCUUCAUGUCCAAAGUGAAGACACAAUGUCUCGCCUCAUGAAAUAUUGAUGGCUGGUUCUUGCGCUCAAAAUUGGGAUUACCUGUGGAUAGCAGGAAUGAUUCUUGGAUCCUUUUAACUUGGCUGGGGCCUCCUUUAAUGAUUUUGCAGUAAUUGAUUUAUAAAUGUUUAUUAUUGAGACAGCUCAGUUGUGAUGUGGAAGAGAAAAUAUAGGCCAGUUAUUAAGUUGGUGAACUUUGAGAUAGAAAUUGGUUGCCUCUGGAUAAUAGAUUGAAUCAUCCAAAUGUUACAGAAGAAUAAUAGUUGCUCUUCAGUGUUUGGUGCUUGAGUUGCAUGUUUUAUGUCAUGGAUUUGAAUUGGCGUUAGAUGUGAAGUCAGGAGAAAAUUCAUGAAAGAUUAAUCUGGUGCUUACUUUUUUUGCCAGCCUCUUCUUUUAAACCCUCUGUUAUUCAGAAGCAACAAGAUUAAUUUCAGAUAUCAUUGAUGUGGUUAUCUAUAAUCUGAGGGCAUAUUUGUCAGUUGAAUCUAUGGACCUAUAUUUAGCAAGAACGAGAUACAUCCAGAAGUUAGUAUCUGUGUAGUCACUAAGUCCACAUGGCUGGUGACUCCACUGUUCACGGAGAGACUCUGGUUAAUGUGGUUGAGGUCUCUGGGGAAGCUGUUUUCUUGCAUGGGGAGCUAGAUUUGUGGAUUUUAGAGGCAAAAUCUCUUCCAAAUAUGGAUUUAGCUACAGAAAGAGUGAGAAGAUGCUUCAAUAUGUUCGGAUCUUGCACAUCUCCUUUUAAGAUAAGGCAUAAGCAUUCGAGCAAGCAUCAUUCAAUUAUUACCAGUGACCCUUAUGUGUCUGUUUGUCUAGCAGGGGCGACAAUAGCACAAACAAGAGUAAUUCCCAAUUCUGAGAACCCUUCAUGGGGCGAACAUUUUUGUGUGCCAGUUGCUCAUCCUGUCAUGAAAGUUGAAUUUCAUGUUAAAGAUAAUGACAUUCUUGGGGCUCAACUAAUUGGAGUGGUGGGAAUAUCUGUUGAGAAACUUAUCUCAGGAAAUGCUGUUAGUGGUUGGUUCCCUAUUGUUGGUUCCCAGGGGAAUCCCUUGAAGCCCUAUCCUGAAUUACAUGUGUCUAUUCAGUUUAGACCAGUUGGGGAAAACCCACUAUAUAAGGAUGGUGUUGGCGCUGGCUCAGGCUAUCUUGGUGUUCCCAAUACAUAUUUUCCUCUCCACAAAGGAGGUAGCAUUACUCUUUAUCAGGAUGCUCAUGUGCCUAAAGGAAUGUUACCUGAAAUUUUACUUGAUGGUGGAAAAAUUUUUCAGCAAGGUCAAUGCUGGGAAGAAAUUUGCCAUGCUAUGUUGGAAGCUCACCACCUGAUAUAUAUUAUUGGGUGGUCCAUAUUCCACCCAGUCAAGCUUCUGAGAGAGCCAACAAAGCCAGUACCUGCUGGUGGAGAGCUUUCCCUUGGGGAAUUGUUGAAAUACAAGUCAGAAGAAGGAGUUCGAGUCCUUAUGUUGAUUUGGGAUGAUAAAACCUCACAUGACAGAUUACUUUUUAAAACAGAAGGUGUCAUGCAAACUCACGAUGAAGAAACACGAAAAUUUUUUAAACACUCAGGUGUCCAUUGUGUGCUUUCUCCUCGUUAUGCCAGCAACAAGCUUAGCAUUUUCAAGCAACAGGUAGUGGGAACCCUUUUUACACAUCAUCAGAAGUGUGUGCUUCUGGACACUCAAGCUCCUGGAAACAACAGGAAAAUAACUGCUUUCAUUGGUGGUCUAGAUUUAUGUGAUGGCCGAUAUGACACUCCUGAGCACAGGCUCUUUAGUGAUCUUGACACCGUAUUUUCAAAUGAUUUUCACAAUCCUACAUUUCCAUCUCGUGCCCGUGGCCCGAGGCAACCAUGGCAUGAUUUACACUGUAAAGUUGAGGGUCCUGCUGCAUACGAUAUAAUGACAAAUUUUGAACAAAGAUGGAGAAAAGCAGCAAAAUGGCGUGAUUUCAGGCUCAAAAAGGUCACACAUUGGCAUGAAGAUGCUUUGAUAAGGCUAGACCGCAUUUCAUGGAUAAUCACUCCCUCCUCAGGUCCCACUGGUGAUCAUGCUGUACGCGUUACCACUGAAGAAGAUCCAGAGACUUGGCAUGUGCAGGUAUUUCGGUCAAUUGAUUCAGGAUCUGUGAGGGGAUUCCCAAAGCUUGUUCAGGAUGCUGAGGCACAGAAUCUUGUUUGUGGGAAGAAUCUGAAAAUAGAUAGGAGCAUACAUGCUGCUUAUGUGAAAGCAAUAAGAUCGGCACAACACUUCAUAUACAUAGAGAACCAGUAUUUUCUUGGAUCCGCAUAUCACUGGCCAUCAUACAAAAAUGCAGGUGCAGAUAACUUAAUUCCUAUGGAACUGGCCUUAAAAAUUUCUAGCAAAAUCAGUGCAAAUGAACAUUUCCGUGUCUAUAUAGUGGUACCAAUGUGGCCAGAAGGUGUACCAACCAGUGCUUCCGUGCAGGAAAUUCUUUUUUGGCAGGGACAAACAAUGAGUAUGAUGUACCAGAUUAUUGGGCAGGCUAUUCAUAAAGCAGGCCUUUCUGAUACACAUCACCCACAGGAUUAUUUGAACUUUUACUGCCUUGGAAAACGUGAAGCUUCAUCUACAGAAAGUUCUGCUCAAACAAGCAAUUCUUCUGAGAACCGUGCAUUGGGAUUAGCUCAAAAGUUCCGCAGAUUUAUGAUUUAUGUCCAUGCCAAAGGGAUGAUAGUUGAUGAUGAAUAUGUCUUGAUAGGAUCUGCUAACAUUAACCAGAGAUCCUUGGACGGUUCAAGGGAUACUGAGAUUGCUAUGGGUGCUUAUCAGCCAUCAUACACAUGGUCAGGAAAGAAGACUCAUCCACAUGGCCAGGUAUAUGGCUAUCGAAUGUCUCUCUGGGCCGAGCACCUUGGCACCCUUGAGGAUUCCUUCUGCCAACCAGAGUCUCUAGAAUGCAUCAGACAAGUGAACAGCAUCGCCAAAAAUAACUGGCAGAUAUAUGCAGCAGACGAGAACAAGGAGAUGACAGGGCAUUUGAUGCAAUACCCAAUUCAGGUGAGCAAAAAUGGAAAUGUAAGCACAUUGCCCGGUCAUGAGUGCUUUCCAGAUGUAGGCGGUAAAGUUCUUGGAUCACCCACUAAUCUUCCCGACGCACUAACCACAUGACAAUCUCAUCAUACCUUCAAAAUGGAGUUACAGUUCAUUGUCAAAGUGCAGCAGAGGAACAAAAAUGGUGAGCAUACUGAGCAGCUUGAGGUAAAAUGAAGAGCAAGAUGCUAAUAUCACUGCAACAAACAGUUGAGAGAGUAUCAACAAGGCUUGUGAAAUGUUGGGUUUCAGUGAUGUAUGACAAACACCUAAACACCUAUUUGGGCAAUGGAAGUUUCAGAAACUUUUUACUUU
Vitis vinifera (wine grape) is the source of this 3493-nucleotide messenger RNA. RefSeq names its product phospholipase D delta-like. The record is from RefSeq and is a predicted model, not a curated record. Bases 686 to 3256 code for a protein of 856 amino acids. Gene Ontology annotation, cellular component: plasma membrane. The transcript has 12 exons. Gene Ontology annotation, biological process: phosphatidylcholine metabolic process; phospholipid catabolic process. Lineage: Eukaryota; Viridiplantae; Streptophyta; Magnoliopsida; Vitales; Vitaceae. Gene Ontology annotation, molecular function: calcium ion binding; D-type glycerophospholipase activity.